Molecule: messenger RNA, 372 nt
Organism: Phytophthora infestans T30-4
Lineage: Eukaryota; Oomycota; Peronosporomycetes; Peronosporales; Peronosporaceae
Exons: 1
Coding region: 1-372 (123 amino acids)
Source: RefSeq, a predicted model, not a curated record
AUGCUGCUUUCGGCGAUUUUCUGCAUUUCUGGCAUCCUGUACGCCGCAAAGAAAGUGAGCGAGUCCCACGAGUAUCAUUUGGAUCUGAGAGAGCGUAUUGGGAGGUUCGAGUCGAGUAUCGCCGAGUCUCACAAGAAAGUGCUUCAGCUGGAGAAGGACUACGCUGUUUGGAGCGAAUACGUCCGCAAACUGACUGAAGAAGACGAAGCGAAUGCUUUGACGCAGCUGCAAGCACUGCACGUUGAAGUGCAGAAAUGGCAGCAAGACAUGCACGAAGACCUCGUGCAAUUUCGACAGGCGCUGUCGGUGGACUCCAUCGAACAAGCGUUUGCGAACGUGCGUGUGAACGACACGAAGCAAAUCGAAGAGUAA